GUGACAAAGACCAGUUCAAUUGAGAAUGGCUUUGGUAAACAACGCAUUAAAAUGCUUGGUAAUCACGUUAGCCAUGGCGUCAUGCUCUAUGGCUGAUACUUGUACCAUAAACUCUAUCGAUGAAGUCGAUGACGUUCUAGCACGUUGUACGUCUGUAACUGUUGGCAGCUUUACAGUACCAGCAGGAGAGAGUCUCAUAUUGCAACCGCAAGAUGGAGCCUACGUCACUUUUACGGGGGAGAUCAAAUUCGAACAUUCUAAUUGGGCUGGACCCCUUAUGCAGAUUUGGAUUACAGAUGGUGUCAUAAAAGGCGACAGCAAUCAUUUAUUCCACGGGCUUGGAGAGUCAUAUUGGGGACAGGACGGUACUAAGCCGGUGGUUAUGUAUCUCCGAGGAGUGCACACCGCAUUUUCCGGAUUUAAAAUAAAGAAUUGUCCACAGAGAUGUGUUGCCUUGGACAGCUCUAGGAAUUCGGUCCUUUCCAAUUUUGUUAUUGAUAACUCAGAUGGCGUUGGCGUGGCGAAAAACACUGACGGUUUCGAUGUUGCCAAGUCCAGUGGUAUUACAAUUAAAGAUUCUGUGGUAACCAAUCAAGAUGACUGCGUCGCAAUUAACACCGGUUCGGACAUAUUGGUAGAUAACUUACAUUGCAUUGGCAGUCACGGGUUCGAUAUUGCUGCCGGGCAGGGUCACAGCAGCGGCAACACUGUCACCAACGUUACUUUCCAAAAUUCCAUAAUGUCCGGCGGUAUGGUCGGCCUUAGCAUGUUGUCUGUCGUUGAUGGUGGCACAGGGGAAAUAAGCAAUAUUAAAUAUAACAAUAUCCGAAUUGAAGGUCCGUCAGAUUAUGGGAUAAUGUUUCAUCAGGACUUUUCUAACGCCGCACAGGGCUCGACGGGUACCCCAGUAGGUACAAUCGUGUUCUCUGAUAUAACACUUAAUGACAUCACCGGCUAUGUUGAUGGCAAAUAUUCUGCCGGUGUAUGUCUAAGAUGUGCCGCAGGUUAUUGCGUCAACUUCAACUUUAACAAUGUCCAGAUAUCCGGGGGAAAAUACAAGGACGAGUGUAGCAUUCAGCCGAAUGGAUAUACUUGUCAUUAAUUUUAUUCUCCAAAUUUAAAUGAUCAGGUGUUAUUGUUAAUUAUCGCAACUAGUACAAAAAUCUUAUACCUGUUAUUGAAAGUUGAAUGUGCGCAAGA
Messenger RNA from Cylas formicarius (sweet potato weevil), 1200 nucleotides. RefSeq lists its product as uncharacterized. The coding region runs from base 26 to 1102 and encodes 358 amino acids. Gene Ontology annotation, molecular function: polygalacturonase activity. Lineage: Eukaryota; Metazoa; Arthropoda; Insecta; Coleoptera; Brentidae. Gene Ontology annotation, cellular component: extracellular region. The record is from RefSeq and is a predicted model, not a curated record. The transcript has 4 exons. Gene Ontology annotation, biological process: pectin catabolic process.